Molecule: messenger RNA, 1163 nt
Organism: Salvelinus namaycush (lake trout)
Lineage: Eukaryota; Metazoa; Chordata; Actinopteri; Salmoniformes; Salmonidae
Product: putative protein TPRXL
Exons: 5
Coding region: 116-817 (233 amino acids)
Biological process (GO): immune response
Cellular component (GO): extracellular region
Molecular function (GO): chemokine activity
Source: RefSeq, a predicted model, not a curated record
CGGACACAACAGACUUGACCCUGAGCUGAGCAGCCUGCAGAGAAGAGAGAGAGUUGAUUUAUCUAUUUAUUGAACUUUUAUUGUACCAUUUGAGUCUCUGACAUUUAGGGUAAAAAUGGUGACCUGUGGAACUCUGGUGAAGAUCUGGACAUUAGCCGUCGUCAUAGCAGCACUGGGCUGUACUGGGACAGUAGAUGGAGAGAAGCUGGUGUCGUGCUGUAGGACAGUGUCUAGGACAGAGGUGACCGAUCCCAUCACAGGCUACUGGAUUCAGAACUAUAAUGCUCCUUGUGUACGGGCCGUCAUCUUUGAGACGGAGAAGGGUCUGUUCUGUAGUUACCAUAAACAACCCUGGGUACGCAGAAAGAUUCAGCAGUUUGAAAUGGCCCGUCUGAGCUCAACAUUUCUCUCGCUCUCCUCUCCAACCUCUCUCACCUCCACCUCCACCCCUACCACUACCUCCUUACCCUCCUCUCCACCCUCCAUCAACUCCUCUCCUCCCUCUCUCACUUCCACCAGUACCUCCUUAACCUCCUCUCCCUCCUCCUCUCCUCCCUCUCUCACCUCCACCCCUACCUUCUUACCCUCCUCUCCUCUUUCUGUUUUCUCCUCUCUUUUCCCUCUUUCCUCCUCUUCUCCAGGUGUACCUUCCUCUCCUCCCUCUCUUUCCUCCUCUCCUUCCUAUCUCCUCUCCUCUCUUUUCCCUGCCUCUUCCUCUCCUCCCUCUAUCUCUUCCUCUCCUCCCUCUUUCUCCUCCCCCCGUCAUCGGGAAUCGACCAAGAAUGCCUCAACUCAACAGUCAACAUCCAACCAAUAGAAUCAUUGCCAAUGGCUGAAGCUCCGCUGAUGUUCAAAACUUCCAAUAUGCAUAUUACAUAUUCAUAUUGAAUAUCUUAUUCAUAUUGAUGUUUUUCAUAGUCUGAUUAUCUAGUUAUACUUGAACUCAGUUGCCAUAAUCAUGUUCAAUGGGUUGUUAGAGUUUUUAUGUAUUAUAUUUAAGACCAGUAUUGUAUGUGUUCAUUGUUUUAUUUAUUCAAGUAUUUAUGGGGGCUUGUAGAACAUUUUUGAUGUUUAGAUGAAUAGGUUUAUAUUUGGCUGUUUGUAAUUCAUCAUGUCAAUGAGUUAUCAAUGUUAAUUAAUAAAUGUAUUUAUUAAAGUACUUA